Messenger RNA from Cololabis saira (Pacific saury), 1260 nucleotides. It is a transcript of the gene rab38b, whose product is annotated as RAB38b, member of RAS oncogene family. Bases 25 to 681 code for a protein of 218 amino acids. Gene Ontology annotation, molecular function: GTPase activity; GTP binding. Gene Ontology annotation, biological process: vesicle-mediated transport. The transcript is spliced from 4 exons. The record is from RefSeq and is a predicted model, not a curated record. Gene Ontology annotation, cellular component: Golgi apparatus; trans-Golgi network; vesicle. Lineage: Eukaryota; Metazoa; Chordata; Actinopteri; Beloniformes; Belonidae.
ACCCCCGACCCCCCGCCGGGCGCGAUGAGCAGCGUCCCGCCGCACACCAACGGCAUGCAGGGCCUGCGCACGGAGCACCUGUACAAGGUGCUGGUGAUCGGGGACCUGGGCGUGGGGAAGACCUCCAUCAUCCGCCGCUACGUGCACCAGACCUUCUCCUCCAACUACCGCGCCACCAUCGGCGUGGACUUCGCCCUGAAGGUGCUCAACUGGGACUCGGAGACGGUGCGGCUGCAGCUCUGGGACAUCGCAGGCCAGGAGCGCUUCGGGAACAUGACCCGGGUCUACUACCGCGAGGCUAUGGGCGCCUUCAUCGUGUUCGACGUGACGCGGCCCACGACCUUCGAGGCCGUGGUGAAGUGGAAGGAGGACCUGGACUCCAAGGUGAUGCUGGGGAACGGGCGCAGCAUCGCCACCGUGCUGCUGGCCAACAAGUGCGACCAGGGCCGCGAGCUGACCAACAACGGCAUCAAGAUGGACCAGUUCUGCCGGGACCACGGCUUCGUGGGCUGGUUCGAGUCCUCGGCCAAGGACAACCUGAACAUCAGCGAAGCCGCAAACUUCUUGGUGAAGCAUAUCAUGGCCACGGAGAACGACAUCCUGCGCUCGGUGGUUCCCGACACCAUCUCCCCGCACAUCGACGCCGGCCGGGCGGUGAGCUGCUCCGGCUGCCUGAAGUAACCUGGGGGGGGCAGAGACGCUCGGACGGGGGUGGGGGGGAUUCAGAGACGCUCGCUGGGACUCGGACGGCUCUGAAGAGGCUCUUUCUGCAGCACUGAAGCUUUCUGUGGUCAACAAACCCCUGAUCAGCCUCUUCCAUUUACCUGAUUAAGAUGCCAUCCUCACAUUCCAGCCCCCCCCCUCAUCCCUGCCCCCCCCACCGGCCCAGCAGAGCAAACAAAGUCCCCUCUGUCCCGCCGAAGACUCACAACACGACCAGAAACAGACUCCAUGAGGAACUUGCACCUUCAGAGUUGCCAAAGUAGUUGCCUCUCAGAUGAUGUUUGGAUAAAAUACUGUGAAUUCCAAUGGAGAAUAUCAGUCAACUCCAUGGAGAUGUUUUGGCUGGAAGUGUCUUAUCAGAUAUUUUAUUCCACCUGCUCAGAGCCGUCACCAUUCAGGCUCCCAGGAGGAACAACCACUACCACUUGUUCUGGUCCAAAAGUAAAUGCUUUCUGGCAUGAAAUCCAUUCAGAGUUAGUGAUGAUUUUUGGGUCAGAUGUUGCUUUUAACUGGGACCAACUUCUUUUUGGGUUUGCA